UACUAAGUCACCGGUUUUUUUUUUUUAAAGAAAACUGUCAUUUUAUGGUUUGUAAUCUUACUAAAUAACCAAGCUAAAUAAUCUCCAAACGGAGAAGAACGUUUACUAUUGAAAGACCCGGAGAGCGACGAAGCUGGCCCCUCCGCUGCCUGUCACCAUGCCUGCUCUGCUGGACAGACCGAAAUUGUCCAAUGCCAUGGCCAGAGCCCUUCACAAGCACAUUAUGAGAGAAAGGGAGCGCAAAAGACAAGAGGAGGAAGAGGUGGACAAGAUGAUGGAACAGAAGAUGAAAGAGGAAGAAGAGAGAAAGAGGACAAAGGAGAUAGAGGAGAGGAUGUCCUUAGAGGAGACCAAAGAACAGGUUAUGAAGAUGGGGGAGAAACUGCAGGGACUUCAGGAGGAGAAGCAUCAGCUCUUUCUUCAGCUGAAGAAGGUCUUGCAUGAAGAGGAGAAGAGACGCAGAAAAGAGCAGAGUGACAUCACAACACUGACGUCAGCCAGCUAUCAGCCCAGUUUGGCCAUGCACACAGGGCAGCAUCUUCUCAACAUCCAAGGCAGUCCGGUCAGUCACAGCAGAUCUGGGGCUCUAAUGUCGGAGCGCAGUAAGCAGUUGUUUCCAACACCCGUUAUCCCGGGCCGGCACUACCAGACCCAGCCUGGGUUCAGCACGGCCCCGGCGGAGCACGGUCAGUUCGGCGGCAACCAGUCAGUCCACGAGAGCUACGGGGCGGCCCAGACGCAGCACCCUUCCGGCUACGCCCCUGGCCCGUCUGUACCCGGCAGCUUCGCCGGCAGCUCUCAGAUCAGAGGAGGUGCUUCUGCGUUCCAGGCUAUGCAGUACCUCCCCCUUCAGCAGACCGGCUACGCCGUCCACAGCCACUUCACCUCGCAGCCGGGAUUCAUCCCUGGUGCCGGAAUACCUCUCCAGAAACAGCUGGAACACGCCAACCAACAGUCCGGCUUCACUGACGCGGGUGCCCUGAGACCCAUGCACCCCCAAGCCCUCCACGCAUCCGCUGCUGGCCUUCUCCCCACCCCCUCCAUGGCUGUCCAGAUCCCCAGUCCCAAGGCACCUUUUCAGAGUUCUCCCCAAACAGCUCCCCGCCUCUCCUUCAUCCCCCAUGCCCAGAGUGGACAGAGGUUCUACCACCACAGCAAGUAACCAUGGUUACCUGUCCACACUGAACCUGGAGUUCUAACAGUAUGGUUUCAUUGGCUCACACAAGUCUUUUAGAAAACUGGAAGUAUGGGAUGGUGAACUUGGAUUAUGACAGUUGAUUGUAAAGCCCACACUUUGACACUUGUUUCUGUAGGAUUAGUUCUUGUAUAGUUUUUGUCAGUGCUGUAUUCAGUUUUAGUGGCCUAGAUGUUCAAGGAAACUUUUCUCCCCUGUGAAAUUGUAUAGAGAUUUCAGUUGUAUGUUCUGGAUGUAUUACCUCAGAAACCAUUAUAUCCUCUAAAUAAAAGAAAAAAGCGGACACCA
This is a messenger RNA of Esox lucius (northern pike), 1483 nucleotides long. Its product is annotated as G protein pathway suppressor 2. Gene Ontology annotation, cellular component: transcription regulator complex. Lineage: Eukaryota; Metazoa; Chordata; Actinopteri; Esociformes; Esocidae. The record is from RefSeq and is a predicted model, not a curated record. Bases 158 to 1162 code for a protein of 334 amino acids. Gene Ontology annotation, molecular function: transcription coregulator activity. The transcript has 10 exons. Gene Ontology annotation, biological process: regulation of transcription by RNA polymerase II.